Messenger RNA from Clunio marinus, 237 nucleotides. NCBI's taxonomy places the organism in Eukaryota, Metazoa, Arthropoda, Insecta, Diptera, Chironomidae. The record is from the annotation of a GenBank genome assembly.
AUGUCUUACACACAAAGAAAAGGGAAAAUUGCGGAAAUUUCAUUUGGGGAGGAAAAAAGUGUCUUGGUGAAGGAAAAACGUUCAAAAAUGAGCAAGGCUGACAAUAAAUCACGAGAUGCUUUGGAGUUUGUCAUUUUAGAAACCUUCAUUUAUCAUCGCUUGGAUAAAGAAGCGGAGAAGUGUCAAGUUGGAAGAUUCUCCGAUUUAUUGUUGUUCACUUUACAUCCUACAAAAUGA